AUGACUGCGGAAGCUCUUGUUAAUGGUACUUCUUAUACCACGCUAGUGGCUCACUCCCAAGAGUCUUUCAAGAAUGCUGUGGAAUUUUACAAGAACUUCUUGUCCUUGAUGAAGUUGAACGACAAGAACGCCAAUGAGGCUACUCUGUAUAACUCUUCUGUCUGUUUGAAGAUUGUCCUAGAGGAGGACAGCUCCAAGAACCAGGCUGCUAUGCACAGAGUCACCAAGUUGUCUGAGAUGUCCAAGAAGCAGGACUGGAGAGCCCAAGUCAAGGACUCUCUUGUCUUCAACAUUGUCGACAUCCAAUCCAUCCAAAAGUCUUUGAUUGCAAACAACUUCCCUAUCCAAGCAUACCCAACCACUUUGCAACCAAUGCAACUUUUUACCAUCGACCCAUUGGGUAACGUUGUCGGUGUUACUUGCACAAAGAACGCCGCCUCCACCAGACCAACCAAGCCACAAGCUGAUGUCACCACCGUCCCACCAUCUGCUUUGGCCUCUAAUGUACCAUCUGCCUUGCCAUCCAAGGUCCAAUCAUUCACAGACUUGUCCUACUGUAUGAAGACAACCGACCACUACCCAUCCUUGCCAACUAAGGCUACUAGAGUCACUCCAGAGUCCAAGAAGGCCAUUGCCGUUAUGACCUCUGGUGGUGAUGCUCCAGGUAUGAACUCCAACGUCCGUGCUAUUGUCCGUUCUGCUCUAUUCAAGGGCUGUCGUGCAUUCGUCGUCAUGGAAGGUUACGAAGGUUUGGUCCGUGGUGGUCCAGAAUACAUCAAGGAAUUCAGCUGGGAAGAUGUCAGAGGCUGGUCCACUCAAGGUGGUACCAACAUCGGUACUGCCCGUUGUAUGGAAUUCAGAGAAAGAAAGGGUCGUCUGUUAGGUGCCCAACACUUGAUCGAAGCCGGUGUCGAUGCUUUGAUUGUUUGUGGUGGUGAUGGUUCCUUGACUGGUGCUGACUUGUUCAGAUCCGAAUGGCCAUCUUUGAUCGACGAACUUCUAAAGGAAAACAGAAUUGACAACGACCAAUACGAAAGAUACAAGCACUUGAACAUCUGUGGUACUGUUGGUUCCAUCGAUAACGAUAUGUCUACCACUGAUGCUACCAUCGGUGCUUACUCUGCCUUGGACAGAAUCUGUACCGCUAUCGACUACGUUGAAGCCACUGCUAACUCCCACUCCAGAGCUUUCGUUGUCGAAGUCAUGGGUAGAAACUGUGGUUGGUUAGCUCUAUUGGCUGGUAUCGCCACUUCCGCUGACUACAUCUUCAUUCCAGAAAAGCCAGCUACUUCUUCCGAAUGGCAAGAUCAAAUGUGUGACAUUGUCGCCAAGCACAGAUCCAGAGGUAAGAGAACCACCAUCGUUAUUGUUGCCGAAGGUGCUAUCGCUAACGAUCUAACUCCAAUUUCUCCAAGUGAUGUUCACAAGGUUCUUUGUGACAGAUUAGGUCUAGACACCAGAAUCACAACUCUAGGUCACGUUCAAAGAGGUGGUACCGCUGUCGCUUACGACCGUAUCUUGGCCACUCUACAAGGUAUUGAAGCUGUUAAUGCUGUCUUGGAAAGUAAGCCAGACACUCAAUCUCCAUUGAUUGCCAUUAACGAAAACAAGAUCACUCGUAAACCUUUGGUUGAAUCUGUCAAGUUGACCAAGUCUGUUGCAGAUGCUAUCCAAGCCAAGGACUUCAAGAAGGCUAUGUCUCUAAGAGACACUGAGUUCAUCGAGCACAUGAAGAACUUCAUGGCCAUUAACUCUGCUGACCAUAAUGAACCAAAGUUGAGUGAAGACAAGAGAUUGAAGAUCGCCAUCGUCAAUGUCGGUGCACCAGCUGGUGGUAUCAACUCUGCCGUCUACUCUAUGGCUACCUACUGUAUGUCCCAAGGUCACAAACCAUACGCCAUCUACAACGGUUUCUCCGGUUUGGCUAGACAUGAAAGUGUUCGCUCCCUAAAAUGGCAAGAUAUGCUGGGAUGGCAAUCCCGUGGUGGUUCUGAAAUCGGUACCAACAGAGUCACCCCAGAAGAAGCUGAUCUAGGUAUGGUCGCUUACUACUUCCAAAAGUACCAAUUCGAUGGUUUGAUCCUAGUCGGUGGUUUCGAGGCUUUCGAAUCUCUACACCAAUUGGAAAGAGCUAGAGAAACCUACCCAGCUUUCAGAAUCCCAAUGGUUUUGAUUCCAGCUACCCUAUCCAACAACGUUCCAGGUACUGAAUACUCCCUAGGUUCUGACACUGCUUUGAACGCUCUAAUGGAAUACUGUGACAUUGUUAAGCAAUCUGCUUCAUCUACCAGAGGUAGAGCUUUUGUUGUUGAUGUUCAAGGUGGUAACUCCGGUUACCUGGCCACUUACGCUGCUUUGGCUGUCGGUGCUCAAGUUUCCUAUGUCCCAGAAGAAGGUAUUUCUCUAGAACAAUUGUCUCAAGAUAUCGAAUACUUAGCUGAAGCUUUUGAAGUUGCUCAAGGUAGAGAAGGUUUCGGUAAGUUGAUCUUGAAAUCUACUAAUGCUUCUAAGGCUUUGACUGCUGAGAAGUUGGCUGAAGUUAUCACCGCUGAAGCUAACGGCAGAUUCGAUGCCAAGGCUGCUUACCCAGGUCACGUCCAACAAGGUGGUCUACCAUCUCCAAUUGACAGAACUAGAGCUACUAGAUUCGCUAUCAGAGCUGUUGACUUCAUUGAAGAACAACAAUCUGUUAUUGCUAACGCCCGUGCUGCCAACGAUGUAUUUGUUGCUGAUGACAAGGAUGUUGAAUCUACUGCCACUGUAUUGGGUGUCAAGGGUUCUCAAAUUGUCUUCUCCUCUAUCAGACAACUAUAUGAUUUCGAAACUGAAGUCGGUAAGAGAAUGCCAAAGGUCAUUCACUGGCAAAACGCCAGAGCUAUUGCUGACCACUUGGUUGGCAGAAAGAGAGUUGAUUAG
This is a messenger RNA of Nakaseomyces glabratus, 2916 nucleotides long. RefSeq names its product 6-phosphofructokinase subunit beta (gene PFK2). Gene Ontology annotation, biological process: canonical glycolysis; fructose 6-phosphate metabolic process; fructose 1,6-bisphosphate metabolic process. Gene Ontology annotation, cellular component: cytoplasm; mitochondrion; 6-phosphofructokinase complex. The record is from RefSeq and is a predicted model, not a curated record. Gene Ontology annotation, molecular function: identical protein binding; 6-phosphofructokinase activity; monosaccharide binding. NCBI's taxonomy places the organism in Eukaryota, Fungi, Ascomycota, Saccharomycetes, Saccharomycetales, Saccharomycetaceae.